UGAGCGUUCAGUUGUUAGCUUGUAGCGUUAGUUCAACAAUGCAGCAACGAGAAGAGAAGCAGUUAGAGGCAUCAGUGGAGUCUCUCGCCUCUCGGGUGGCUCACGUUAAAAAUGCUCUUCUUAGUUUCAUCUAUAAGUUGGAAAAUGAAUAUGAGCGAUUAACAUGGCCUCAGGUUUUGGACAACUUUGCUCUUCUAUCGGGUCAGCUGAACACUAUCAACAAACUGCUGAAGAACGAGAAGACGCCAUCCUUCCGUAACCAGGUCAUAAUACCUCUGCUUCUGUCUCCGGACCGAGACGAGGAUUUAGCAAAACUCACUGAGCAGCGCGUCCCGGUGUUCAGCCACGAGAUCGUGCCGGACUACUUGAGAACAAAGCCUGAUCCAGAGGUGGAGGAGCAGGAGAAACAGCUGAGUGCAGAGGCCACACGUAUAGGCCCAGAGGUGGCACAGAAACAGAUCCAGACAUUGAAUAAGUUGUGUUCUAAUCUGCUGGAGAAGCUGAACAAUCCUCGUGAUGACAGAGACGCAGAGAGUGCAGCGAUGCGUCAGAACAAACCAUCUUUUAACCCCGCCGACACAAACGCGCUGGUUGGAGCGGUGGCGUUCGGAAAGGGGCUUUCUAAGUGUAGGCCACCAGGGCAGGUGGCCCCGGGACACCCAGGACAAGGGCCUAUGAUGAGUGGAGGUCCCACCUUACAGCAGGUCACCAUCGGUGGUGGUUCGAGCCAACAAGCAGGUAUGGGAGGACCUGUGGCUUCACAGCAGCAAGGACAGCCAGGUAGGAGGCCUGGAGACUUGGGAAAAAUGCCGAGCAGCAUCAAGACCAACAUCAAAUCUGCAUCUGGUUCAAUGCACCCGUACAACCGAUGAGCUCCUUUUUUCUUAGUUCUUCACUCAGCAUUUGUAACAUUUCUCACCAACAUGUCACCUUUGUUUGCCGUGUUAUUCAGUUUGAACAAAUCGACUUCUAAGAAGCUGUUACUCUGUUCUCUCGACUCGACAGUCUGAAAACUGAUGCCAAACCUAGAAUGUUUGUAUUUUUCACCCUCAGUGUACAUAUUCUCUUUGUUUAUACCACAUCUGAGCCUAAGUGUUUGAGCCACUAGAUGGCAGUAUGUCAACAUUUAUAGGAUUAUGAACAGCUUGUAUUUUGGGACUGUACUCUAAAUACUUUUUCAAUAAAAGAUGUGUUU
Messenger RNA from Scomber japonicus (chub mackerel), 1195 nucleotides. RefSeq names its product mediator complex subunit 8 (gene med8). Gene Ontology annotation, cellular component: mediator complex; core mediator complex. NCBI's taxonomy places the organism in Eukaryota, Metazoa, Chordata, Actinopteri, Scombriformes, Scombridae. Gene Ontology annotation, biological process: regulation of transcription by RNA polymerase II. The record is from RefSeq and is a predicted model, not a curated record. The transcript has 7 exons. Gene Ontology annotation, molecular function: transcription coregulator activity; RNA polymerase II cis-regulatory region sequence-specific DNA binding. The coding region runs from base 39 to 872 and encodes 277 amino acids.